Molecule: messenger RNA, 5512 nt
Organism: Lymnaea stagnalis (great pond snail)
Lineage: Eukaryota; Metazoa; Mollusca; Gastropoda; Lymnaeidae
Source: the annotation of a GenBank genome assembly
UUGGAGAAUCCGAAGAGGAAGAAUUAUUCACUAAUCAACUAAUGCUAAUACUAAUACUAAUUAGUAAUAAGCAAUAAGUCAGUAAUAGUACUAUCCUAUCUACUAUCUAAAUAUAUUAAUACACCAAUGACUAAUGACAACUUGGAGAAGUUGUUUUAUUUCUGAGCUUAUCUGCAUUUCUUUUCUUCUUCCUGUCUAAGUCUAAGGCGUCAAAUUCUAAGAUUCUAAUUACUAAUGUUUGAUUUUUAAUUAAUAUAUUUAUUCAAAUUGAUAGUAGUACUAUUAGUAGUAUAAGUACAAAUUAAAUAAUGUUAAAUAAUAGCAUUGACAGAAUAGGCAAAGGAUUCCUAUCCCUCUGUUCUGUCAGUGACAUUAUAUAAUGAUUGUUUAAAUCUAUAUUUAAAAUUUGGAAAUAAGCCGUGUUCAAAUUGGAGUGAACCUUAGACUUAGAGAAUUUUUUUAUUCAAUUCCUUUAACUUUGUCAUUGUUGUAGCUGAAUCUACGCUUCAUUGUAAUUUGUAACUUACAAUGUAAUCAUAUCUUAAAAAACACUUGUCCCUUUACAAUGAAAAUGUCAUCAUUACUCUACACUUACAGUGAUUACAGAUGUGUCAUCAAAUGAUGAAUUGAAAUAAAUUAACAAUCCUAAAAUUAAAAAUAGGAAAUCAUUUGGUUUAAAACUAUUUAUGAUUUUUCCCAUAAGUCCCAUAUUAUAGGGGUUUUUUUGGUGCUUUUUUUAAUUGAAAUAAUUGUUUAUAUCAAAUUAUCUAUCCCUAUAACUAUAAUAACUUAAAAGUUUUGUCAUCUUCUCAUCAUCCUAACAAUUAAAUAUUUAUAAAUGUUACAUGUUUGAUUAAGUAAAGUUAUUUUUAAAAAGUUUCAUUUUUUUUUAAAGUGUUUAUUUAAUUUAUCAAAUUAUUUUGCUUCAAACAAUUCCUGAGUAUUAAUAUCAUGAAAAAAAAAAGGAAAUGUCUUAGAAUGAGAUAAUCCUAAAACCGAGAUUUUAAUCUUCACUAAACAAGAAAUAAUUAUUCAUUAUUUAAACCAGUUCAUUGAACAUGAAGAUCCUAAUUUGCUAGAAUUGAAAAUUAGGCCUUUAUACUAAAGUUUUAGUUAGUAUAUGGCUGAGUUUAAUUUUUGCAGUUUUUUUUUUGUUAUUAAACAAAUUUACCAGAACUCACUUUCUUUUUUCAUUAUUUGAAAAUAAACUUCAUUAACUUAAAUUAAAUUCUGUGUUGAAAAAAAAAGGUGACAGAAUGUUGUUCUGGUGCAUUUUCUGACAAAAAAAGCACUCAUUUUUAUUAUAUGGAUUCAUUUUUACUCAUAUGAACAGAACCUGUGUGCUGGAGCCAGUUCAUUUUUGUUUGCAUGAACUGGUUGUUAUUUUAUCAAUAUUUUAACACAAAAUACACAAAUUAAAUUGAUGAUUUUUAACCAGUUUUUGCAUGUUCAGCAGCACAGAAGAGAGGGUUAUAAUUUUAAACCCCUCUGAUAAGUGUUAUGAUAUGCUUUGGUGUUUUUCCCCACCCCAAAGCUAGCUCAAAAUUAACUGCACCAUUGUGUAUAGCUAACAUUCUUUGUUGAGAGAACAAUUUAAAAUUACCAAUUAAUUAUAACUUGCUUCAAACCAUCUUGUUUUUUUGUGUGUAAAUUUACAACCAGACAAAUUGACUUUGUAGGUCAUCAGCUGAAAUUUUUUUUAAAUGAAUAAUUACAUAUUUUUUUACAGUUAAUAUUUUAAAUAUACUUGACAUCAAAUUUUCUUUUUAAAUGCACUCUCUCCUGCCCUCCUAACCCCUCCUUCUAAAAAAAAAAACACUACAUCUUAAAACAGCUUAACAUCAUACUAUAAUGUAUUUUAGGAGAUCUCUUUAGUGGUUAUCCAUCAACAUUUUAUGUUGGAGAAAAUAAAAAGCUUUUAACAUGGCUUACAAAGGUGACAUGGACACUGAAGAUUUGGAUCAACUAAUUCAUAGCUAUGGUAAGGAUUGCUUGAAAAGAAUGUAAAGUAUUAAAAGAAAUAAAAUCAAAAAGUUUAUAAGAAAAAUUAUAUACAGCUAUGGUAGAUGAUGAGCUAAGGGAAGUAACAGCAAUAUUCAUAGAAGCUUAAAGUUCAUGGCCCUGGAAAAAAGAAAUUGAAAGUAUAAUUUGGUGUCUCCUAUAACACCAAUGACUUCAAAACAAAGAGCAAUAAAAGAAAUUGGAAUACUUAUAUCAAUCAUCAUUUGGCAUACAUUGGGCAAUUAUAUAUAUUGUGUAAACUUAAUGAAGAAAAAAAUGCGGGCCAAAGGUUGAUAGAGAAUCACUACAUAGAUUAUCAUUUUGUGUAUUGAGAUAAGUUUUUAAUGGCCAAAGCUUUCAGUUGUUUUUUGUAUUUACAGAAUAUGAAAAUCAAAAUUUUGUUAAAAUGAUAGAGCAGGAAAAUCAGCUGAUAAAAGGUAAGAUGUAAACUCUUUUUUUUUUUGUUGCCUUGUUUUGUAAGGUUGUUUGCUUUACAUCCACCUAAUUUCUGUUAAUUUUGAAAAUGAUUAAAUUUUAUUGAAAAUGAGCUAUUUAUCAAGUGAUCUGUAAACAUAAUGAAAGGAAUUUUGUUUAUUUUAAAUUUAAUUUGAAAGCUUUUCAGCAAUAAUAUUUUUAAACCUUUUUUUUUACACUUAAACCCCUGAAAAGCCUUAGAAAGUCAAAUUGAAGAAUCUACUGAGGACACCAAAAGAAUGGAAACAGACAUAUCUCAUUUUGAAGAGGAAACUCAAAGACUGCUGAAGCAGUGCAACAUAAAUAAAGUCAAUAUUGAUAGGUAUGGUAUGACUGUUAUACUAAUAUAGAACACAAAUGAAGAUAAAAUAUAGAUUUUAAAAAUUAUAAUUUUGAUUGAUGAAAGUUUAUGUAAAUUUGAAUAUUUUUUAGCCAAAAGAAAACAAGGGGACUCAUGUGUGACCACGAGGCUGCUCUGUUGAAGAAGUUAGAGUCCUUUAAACUAGAAACGGCAGAAAAACAGUAAAUAUAAAUAAUAAUUAAUUUUAUUAACACGCAAUGUUUUCAAAUGUUGCUUUUUUUUUUUAAACCGUGCAAAUACAAGCUAUGUGCAGUUUGUGUAAAAAAAUUUUACAAGUUAUUUAAAUUUUUUUUUUACAAGUAAAAUUUAUGGACACAUAAAGGAGCCCAAAUUAUUAUCUUUUUUUUUUGUUGUAAUUUAUAUUGUUUUCAUCAUAUUGUUUUUUUUUACAUAAUUAUUUUUCAGAAAAUUUUACAAAGAAAAUAUUGUUAAGUAUUCAGAUAUAAGGGAUGAUCAUAUGAGAAAAUACAGAUGCUUUCCCAUGGCCAUUGAGUUAGAAAAUAAGAAGGCAGAAGUGUUGUCAGCUCAAGAGCUUGUUAGUCAAGCUGAAUCUACAAAAACUUCUUUAAAAGAAAUGGUAGCAGCCAAAGAAGGUAGAAUCAAGUUUAUGUUUAUUAAAUGGUAAUAUUAUAUUUCACUUUACUCACAAGUGGCUGGAUUUGCUUUAAUAUUUUGACGAUAAUGUGAUUUUUGAAAAAUACUUUUACCCUAUUACCAAGUUUUUGAAUGUACAGUAUUUUUCUUUUUCAAAAAUCAUAUCAGAAAUGUUUGUCUUGUGAAUCUUGUGUUGUUGUUUUUUUCUACAUUGCAGAUGAGUUAAAUAGUAAAGUGAUGUCCAGGAUCAUUGUAAAAAUGUAUCUUUAACAUCAGCAAAACAUCACUGGUAUGGUAAUUUAUGGAACAUCUCCAAUUUUUUAUAAGGUCAGACAAAAAUCAUUCUUUGCAGUAGUGAUAGGAGGGAAAUCAAUGCUGCUAAUAUGACUGCUUUUCAGAAAUAUUACUUAUCCUUAUGAAGUAUUUGAAUGAAUGAAAUAUAUAUAGAUACUAUUUUUUAAAAUUUUCUAUGUAGACAAUAAUGUCGUUUAAGACAAGCCUCUUCCAUUCCCAGUCCACCAGAUUAAUUUUGAAUAACUUAUUGUCUUGAAAUUUUAAAUAAUGUAUAUUCUAGUAUUCUAGUCCACUUGUUUACCUUAACUGUGACUAAAGAGCCAAGGCCAAACUUAGGACAUUUCAGCUGGAUAAAGAAAUCCAGGAAUGUUUACAUCAACGAGAUGCCUUACUGAAGCAGGUGGAAGAUGUGUCACAUAGUAAACUGUCAGUACAGACCAAUGUAUGUAGCCUAUUCCUUUUUAUAUUUUCUUAGCAGUCAAAUAUAUAUAUAAUAAUAAUAAUAACAAAGUUUAUUUUUUUAAAAUCACGCUUCAUCCCCAAAGGCUCGCAGUGUGGUACAAAGUGAACCAUAUUAAAAGAGAAAUGCAACAAUCUAUAUUACACCACAUUAAAACACAAAACGCAACACUACAAAAACUACCAACGAGCAUACCCAUUCAAAGUCUUUCAUCCCUUUCAACUAUAAACAACACAAGCCAAUAUACAUAUAUAAUAUGCCAUAUAAAUAUAUAUAUAUAUGUGUGUGUUUUGUGUGUUCUGAUUAUUCAUUUAUCUAUAAGUUAAGGAGUUUUAAAUAACCUAUACAUUAUAUAAAAAUUUUCCUCAGUGCUAAGACAUAAUCUGGUUUGGUGGUUUCCAUCUAUCCAUUAGUGCUCCCAUGCCACCCUGCAGACAUAUCUACUUAACACUACCUAUAAAACUUAUAUAUAUAAUACUUUGUUGGCUCUAUCAGUGAUAAAAAGUUAACAGUGAAACUGAGUUAUGUCAAGGUGUGACUUUGUCUCUCAGAAAUAACGUCAUGGUUGGCAGAACACACUAACCUGCAAGCAAAUAUGCUCUAAUUUUAUUCAAAUCUGAAAUUGCUCUCUCAAAAGUUAAGAAAUUCCUUUUGAAACAUUAUAUGUUCACUGCUGCGUUUCUGGAUAUUUAAAUAACUAUUACACAUUUUUUAAAAAUCAAUACCCUAUUUACUUUAUUAUUAUAGUGUUAAUUUGUUAAAUUAUCAAAAUAUUUUGAAUAUCAAUAUCAGCACAAAAUGUAUUGCUCCUUUUUUACUGUUCCUCAGCUGAUAGAGAAAAAUUAUGUUCUAAAACAGCCUUCAGCUUUUAUUAAAUGGCAUUCCCGUUAAAGUUGGGAGAAAGUUUACAAUUUAUUCAUUUAACACUGACCCUAAAGUUAUUUUAUUAAUUCACACUCCAUCCCUAUGUGCAUUUUUAGUUUUGAAAUUACAAUAGUUAAUGACAACAGGGUUGAAUAUUUUUGGAAUCCAAAUUGAUGCUGUUUUGAAAGCUGCUUACAGUUAUUAUACUUUUUUGAUAGAUUUCAACCUUUUAAGAUUUCAAUACAGUCCCAAGGUCUAUAAAAUAUAUGUGUUUUUCUUAAUAUAUCUUAUCAAAUUUAAUGUAUUAUUUUUUUUUAUCAGCUUGAUAUUAGGAUAAUGGGAAGUAACUGUUCAUUCAAUGUUUAUUCUUUUAGGAUUGUGUUCACCAAUACAGUGAAGAAAUCCCAAUGGAAACUGGUGAAGAAAGUUUAGCACCAAAAAACUCCAGAUCUCCUCCACAGUAA